UUGCGACGCGCCUGUGUGACGUAGCAUCCCGAGUCAGACCCUCUCAAUCGAGCCAGAGCGCCUGUGUUGAUGUCCGCUCCUGUCCCGUCCAUUAGCUAAAGCAGCGGGACCAAACUUCAAACCCCAAAAUGUUUCUGUCUUCGGUGUUUCGCUGUGCAGUUUCGCAGACGGCCAGGCAGGUCAGGAGUCUGCAUCAGUCUGCUGCACGUGCUGGAGCUGGUGGCAUCUUUGUGCACAGAGAUACUCCUGACAACAACCCUGACACUCCUUUUGAGUUCACUGAGGAGAACAAAAAGAGGAUUGAAGCGAUCGUUUCAAUGUACCCCAUCGGACACAAGCAAGCAGCCACCAUCCCAGUGUUGGAUGUAGCCCAGAGGCAGCAUGGAUGGCUCCCCAUCUCCGCCAUGAAUAGGGUCGCAGAGGUGCUGGAAAUCCCCCCAAUGCGAGUGUAUGAAGUCGCAACAUUUUACACAAUGUUUCUGCGUCAGCCCGUGGGAAAAUACUUCAUUCAAAUCUGUACAACAACACCCUGCAUGCUCUGCAACUCAGACAGCAUCCUGGAGGCCAUCCAAAAUAAACUGGGUAUUAAGGUUGGAGAGACUACUCCAGACAAGAUGUUCACGCUAAUAGAGGUGGAAUGCCUGGGUGCCUGUGUGAAUGCUCCAAUGGUCCAGAUUAAUGACAACUACUAUGAGGACCUUGCACCAAAGGACAUUGAGGAAAUUAUUGAUGAACUCAAAGCCGGCAGAGUUCCACUACCUGGGCCCAGGAAUGGGCGUUUCUCAUGUGAGCCUGCAGGUGGAUUGACGUCCCUGACAGAGCCUCCUACCGGACCAGGCUUUGGUGUGAGAGCGGACCUGUAGACAUUGUGUUUAUUGUCCCUGAAGUUGAUGCUAUAAUUAACUCAACCAUAUUGUGUAAAUAAACUAUUAAUGUAUCAAA
Notolabrus celidotus (New Zealand spotty) is the source of this 942-nucleotide messenger RNA. It is a transcript of the gene ndufv2, whose product is annotated as NADH:ubiquinone oxidoreductase core subunit V2. Gene Ontology annotation, biological process: mitochondrial electron transport, NADH to ubiquinone. NCBI's taxonomy places the organism in Eukaryota, Metazoa, Chordata, Actinopteri, Labriformes, Labridae. The record is from RefSeq and is a predicted model, not a curated record. Gene Ontology annotation, molecular function: NADH dehydrogenase activity. Bases 129 to 863 code for a protein of 244 amino acids. The transcript has 8 exons.